This is a messenger RNA of Exophiala aquamarina CBS 119918, 870 nucleotides long. RefSeq lists its product as uncharacterized. Bases 1 to 870 code for a protein of 289 amino acids. Lineage: Eukaryota; Fungi; Ascomycota; Eurotiomycetes; Chaetothyriales; Herpotrichiellaceae. The record is from RefSeq and is a predicted model, not a curated record. The transcript is spliced from 6 exons. Gene Ontology annotation, cellular component: plasma membrane. Gene Ontology annotation, molecular function: acetate transmembrane transporter activity.
AUGGCGGCAACGAACGGGCAGGAGGUCAAUGGUAGCACAAGCGGCGUCCGCAAGAAUGACUUUUCAGCUCCCCAGGGAAAUAACAAUAUAUCUGACCAGGAGAAUGGUUAUUUGACAAGUUAUCAGACGGCUUCAAGCGUCGUGAUUCCGAGGGAAGUCUUCGAGUCGAUGUACCUUACUCCCUACACACAAAGGCUCGGACAUUUGCGCAGCACGUUUGGUAACCCUACUCCCAUGCCACUUAUGGGAUUCUUGAUUGCAUCUAUGCCAUUGGGAUGUAAUCUAAUGGGCUGGCGAGGCUCCGGAGGUGACGGCGCUGCCAUCAUAGGGCUUUUCUUUUUCUUUGGUGGUAUGCUCCAAGUUCUUGGAAGUGUCUUAGAAUGGAUCCUUGGCAACACAUUUCCGUUUGUGGUCUUCGCUUGCUACGGGGCCUUUUGGCUGGCAAUGGGAGUCACACUCACCCCCACGUAUGAGGCUCAAUCUUACUUCACAAAGGCUGGUGACACAGCGCAGUUUUACUCAAGCUUUUCAUUUUUCUGGAUGGUCAUGGCCCUUGUGACCUUCUUCUUCUUGAUAGCUUCUCUACGGACUAAUCUCGUAUUUGUCCUGGUUUUCGUCUUCAUCGAUCUUGCAUUUAUCUUGCUCAUGGCAACGUACUGGUCACUUGCUGAGGGCAAGACCGCAACUGCUGGAAAAUUACAUCAGGCUGCAGGAGCAUUCAUAUUCGUCUUUUGUGUCUUUGGUUGGUAUUUGUUCUUGGGAAUGAUCUUGUCAGCGGUAGACUUUCCAUUCAGUCUUCCCACCGGAGACUUGAGUACCAAGUUUAAGGGAGCUUCAGAACGGAAAAAGGAUGCAACGAGCGAAAAAUGA